Messenger RNA from Letharia lupina, 1506 nucleotides. RefSeq lists its product as uncharacterized. The coding region runs from base 1 to 1506 and encodes 501 amino acids. NCBI's taxonomy places the organism in Eukaryota, Fungi, Ascomycota, Lecanoromycetes, Lecanorales, Parmeliaceae. The record is from RefSeq and is a predicted model, not a curated record. The transcript has 3 exons.
AUGAUGUCGCAAAAUACAGAGGAUGUUCUAAUGACGGACGUACAAGAUAAGAGUAGCGAUGCCAAAACAACUAGGUUUCCAACAAAGCGCCCAUCACCACCGACUCCUUCUGGGCAUGAGGAGCCUCAAGAGACGGAACGCUCAAAAUAUCCUUGCUCCAAGGCUGCCGAAAAUAUAGAUGGCGAAUUAGAAAACCAGCUCUCCGAAGCCCGUGAGGGUGCCAAAGAUUUCGAGCAUAGAUUCAACGAAGCGCGGGACUUGAAUACUAACCUCCAGGUAGCUUUUACUAUAAGCCAAAACGAAUCGAUCGAGCUCAAGAAAAAGAUUAAGACCCUCCAAAACGAAUCGACAGAGCUCAAGAAAAAGUACAAGACCCUCCAAAACGGACACGAUGUCAUCCAUGAGCAAAGGACGGCCCAGUUACUUUCUGACGUAGAAGGAAGAAGGAAACAAGCCGAUUCGAACACGCAAAUUGCGCUAUUGAAGGUCCAAGAGCUCUCCGAAGAGCUUCAGAAGUGUAAAGAUGAACUAUUCAACCUCCAGCCUCCGAAUCCAGUAGCCGACACACACAUUAGCGCCGAAUGGGACGCAUUAUGCUCAAGCAUCACGACUUGGAUUGACGACCAAUCCGGCGGAGUCGAGGAUCUUCGGACUCGAUUCCGGGAGCUAAAUUCAAACAAGAAGUGUAGUAAAGCUCUCGCCAAGUACUGGGGCGAAGACAGACAGCUCAUUGCCAACCACUACUCCCAGAGCUCCAAUAUCCUUGAUGAGAUACUACGGUACAACAUCCACUGUUUUCUAGAAGCCGAAGUCUUCGACGAUCGUGUCUACAUGGUGGGUCUUUCCACAUCCGAGGCGAAACUCCUCCUCAAAAUCGAACGAGAAAUGGCCAAGUUGGAGCCACGACGAGACCCCUCCUACAUCGGGCUCUGGCGUUCAGAGGCUCUCGCCGCUCUGUCGUCCACGGCAGGCUUCAGCACAUUCCUGGAAAAGGACACCCAAAAGAUCCGCCAGGAAGCCAGCGAGAUCCUCGAGCCGCUCCUCCAACGCCGAGCCCGCGGCGCCAUGUCUGCUUUCGACCGCGACAUCAUCAUGCCCGCGAUCCGGCUCGCCAGCACACUGCGCCAAUCAACCGCAAAGUACCACUUCGUCUUCCGCGUCGUCUCAAACAAACACGAGGAAAAGCCACCCGCGUUGCAAAAACCGGGGAACCGCUUGCUACUGUACAAGAGCGACCUGGAAGACAUCGAUGUGCUGGAUGUGGGAUCGAGGAUCACGUUGAAGAAAGGAAGGAAUUACGAGGAGGCGAGCGAUGGGAGUAUCGCGGAGAGUAUUCUGGUUGUACACCCGGCGCUUUACCGCGAGACCCCGACCGAAAGGAUCUUGGUGAGCAGACAGCUCGUUCUUGCCAAACUGUUGAAGCCGCCGCAGCGGAGGGGCCAAGCGAGAGAUGUGGAGGAGAAUAGGGGGUGGUUUGAUAAGCUGGGCCUCAAGUUCACUUCGUAG